Molecule: messenger RNA, 1140 nt
Organism: Diatraea saccharalis (sugarcane borer)
Lineage: Eukaryota; Metazoa; Arthropoda; Insecta; Lepidoptera; Crambidae
Source: the annotation of a GenBank genome assembly
AUGAACGUUCGCCUAGCUAUUAUUCUUUGUUUAUUGAAGCUUUGUACCUCAAACGAUAUUGGCAGUGAGAACAAAUCGAGUAUUAUAAAUGCAAGAACUUCAUUGAAUAGGUUUUCGUUACCGAAAUGGAAUUCAGCUCAUGUUAAAAAGAAUAGUUUUGUACAGAAGCAGGAAUCUAGGUUCUGGCCGCCGGUACAAAAAGAAAGCAGAUUUCUGUCCCUCUUCACGGUGGUGACGUUCCCUAAUGGCGCCUGUGCUGCAGCAUCAGGCGACAACGGCACCUGUAUGACGGCUCGCGAGUGUUCAGCACGGGGCGGCUCUGCCAACGGCUACUGUGCCAAUGGAUUCGGGUUGUGCUGCAUUUUUAUGACGUCAUGUGGAAGCUCUACAUCCGAGAACGGGACCUACUUUGUGAACUCUGGUUACCCUUCAUCUUACGACGGCACCGGUUCAUGCGAGUUAACUAUCAUCAAAGCUCACCCUGAUGUCUGUCAAAUCAGAUUGGACUUCAACCGUUUUACUAUUGCCGGACCGGAACCUACCAACCAUGUGUGCAAUCAAGAUCAAUUUAUUGUAUCAGGGGGCAAUCCUGUCCCCACCAUAUGUGGGAGUAACCAAGGAAGUCAUACUGAUGAAGGCUGCCUACAAUACUACACGGGUGUGUCAGGGCAGCUACGCUCAUUCAACUACGACCCUGCAUCUGGUCUGCAGCUCAGCAACCAAGAUUACGGUAUCUGUAUCAGAAUGGAGAGAAACUUCUGCGGAAUACAGUACACGGCGUGCCCUGACAACGUGAACAACCGAUCUCGUGCCUUCACAAUAAGUGGCAACAGCAAUGGUCCAGUCAACGCUAUGGUUGGCUCUGGCCCCACCCAGAAUAACUGUGCCAAUGAUUGGCUGUUGGUCCCAUGCGCGACUAAUGUUGGCCGCAUACAACCAGCACAGGCACUCUGCACUGAUAGAAUAUGCGGGGGAACAUUCUCCGCUGAAUUAUCUAUGACCCCAGCGACUGUUUUGAGUACGGUGAAGCCUUUCAGACUAUGGUUUCAUGCUGACAACGUGGAGGCUCCAGUGGACAUCGACAAUAGAGGGUUCUGUCUCAACUACAUACAACAGCCUUGCACAAAUAAUGUUAUGUAA